Messenger RNA from Lobosporangium transversale, 387 nucleotides. RefSeq lists its product as hypothetical. The transcript has 2 exons. The record is from RefSeq and is a predicted model, not a curated record. The coding region runs from base 1 to 387 and encodes 128 amino acids. NCBI's taxonomy places the organism in Eukaryota, Fungi, Mortierellomycota, Mortierellomycetes, Mortierellales, Mortierellaceae.
AUGGGAAGUGGCACAUUGUACAGGGAGGCCGAGUUGCAACAUGAAUAUUUUAAGCCAUACUGCUUGCAACUCAUCAUACAUGUAAUCCUCUCACAACGUGCGUUGGCAAAAUCCUUAAAUGGAAGAGCUGCCUUAACUAUCUUCUACAAGGUCCAAGAUUGGAUGUGUUUGAAAAGUACGUCAGCAAGCGAAGGAAGCCCUAGGGGUGAGACCGAGGAGGAAGACUGGGUUAAGAAGACAGUGAGUUCUGACAACGACUUCUGGCAGAAGUUGCAGCCCCGUAUACAAGCUGCAGUCAUGAGUGAGAAGAUAACAAGGCCCGAUUUGGACUAUCCCGGCCUACUAGAGCAAAGGAAAACAGCGUUACAGAAGCUGCACCCCUUCUAA